Messenger RNA from Melopsittacus undulatus (budgerigar), 2547 nucleotides. RefSeq names its product chondroitin polymerizing factor 2 (gene CHPF2). Bases 1 to 2286 code for a protein of 761 amino acids. NCBI's taxonomy places the organism in Eukaryota, Metazoa, Chordata, Aves, Psittaciformes, Psittaculidae. Gene Ontology annotation, molecular function: glucuronosyl-N-acetylgalactosaminyl-proteoglycan 4-beta-N-acetylgalactosaminyltransferase activity. The record is from RefSeq and is a predicted model, not a curated record. The transcript is spliced from 4 exons. Gene Ontology annotation, cellular component: Golgi cisterna membrane.
AUGCGCCUGGCUGCGCUGCUGGCCGCGUUGCGGCCCGUGCUGCCGCUCGUGCUGGGCCUCUCCCUCGGCUGCAGCCUGAGCCUUCUGCGCGCUUCUUGGAGCCAGAGCGGUGCGGAGGACCAGUGUCUGGGGGGGAUCGGCCGUCCCGGGCCCCUCGCCGGCGGAGCUCUUCCGGAGGUUGCAGAUGGAAGGCUGGGCCCGGGUCAUGAGGACUUCAGGCCUAGGAUUGUUCCAUACUACAGAGACCCCAACAAGCCUUAUAAAAAAGUGCUCAGAACUCGCUACAUCCAGACAGAAUUGGGAUUUCAUGAAAGACUGUUUGUGGCUGUGCUGACAUCCAAGGCUACCCUGAAUACAUUGGCAGUGGCAGUGAACAAGACAGUAGCCCAUCACUUCUCUCGCCUGCUGUACUUCACUGGGUUGCGCAGUGCCAAGGUGCCUCAUGGCAUGGUGCUGGUGGCCCAUGGGGAUGAGCGUCCCAUUUGGCUCAUGUAUGAGACCAUGAACUAUAUUCAUCAGCAUUUUGGUUCUGACUAUGACUGGUUCUACAUCAUGCAGGAUGACACCUAUGCCCAGGCUGAACAGGUCAAGGCUCUGGUGACACACCUAAGUAUUAACCAAGAUGUCUACCUGGGACGAGCAGAGGAGUUUAUCGGGGGGGAUGAGCAGGCCCGCUAUUGUCAUGGUGGCUUUGGCUACCUGAUCUCCCGCAGCCUGCUGCUUAAGCUUCAUCCGCACCUUGACAGCUGUCGCAAUGAGAUCCUUAGUGUGCGGCCAGAUGAGUGGCUGGGACGGUGCAUCAUUGAUUUCCUUGGCAUCACCUGUGUUUCCCAGCUCCAGGGCCAGAAUUAUCACACCUAUGAACUGGCCAAAAAUACUGAGCCAGAGAAGGAGGAAGAAGAGGAGUUCCAAGCAGCUCUUGCUGUGCACCCUGUUUCUGACAUGACCUUGAUGUACCGGCUGCACAAGCACUUCAGCAGGAUCCAGCUUGACAGAGCCUACCAGGAGAUCCAGGACCUCCAGAUGCAGAUCAGGAACCUGACUUCAUUGACCCCUGCAGGUGAGGUGGGCUUGACUUGGCCUGUGGGCAUUAAUGCCCCAUUUCUUCCAAAGUCACGUUUUGAGGUAAUCAGCUGGGACUACUUCACUGAGCAGCACCUCUUCUCUUGUCCUGAUGGCUCCCCCAAGUGUGAACUCUUGGGAGCCAGCAAAGCAGAUGUCAGUGAAAUCAUUGAGUCUGCACUUGAGCAACUUAACAGUCGCUACCAGCCUCUGCUCCGCUUCAGCAAGCGGCAGUUGCUGAAUGGUUAUCGGCGUUUUGACCCUACACGGGGCAUGGAAUAUACUCUGGACUUGCUGCUGGAGGCAGUGACCCAAAAGGGCCACAGUCAUGUUCUGGCCAAACGAGUGAGCUUGGUGCGACCGUUGAGUAAGGUGGAAAUUAUUCCCAUGCCAUAUGUGACAGAGGCCACACGAGUGCAACUGGUGCUUCCCUUGACAGUGCAGGACCUGGAUUUUGUGGCAAACUUCCUGGAUAUGUUUGCUAUGAACACACUGGACACACAUGAUAAUGCCUUGCUGACUUUGCUUUUCAUCUACCAUCCCUAUGAUGCUCAGCGUGUCAGUCAGGUGGAUGUUUUUGCUGGAGUCAAAGCCAUGGUAGGAGAGCUGGAGAAACGCUAUGCAGAAGUUAAAAUCCCCUGGAUUAGUGUUAAAACUGAGGUGCCAUCACAAGUGAAACUCAUGGAUAUAGUCUCAAAGAAGCACCCUGUGGAUACACUGUUCUUCUUGGCCAGUGUUUGGACAGAAAUCAACAUGGAGUUCCUGAACCGCUGCCGCAUGAAUACUAUCAGUAAUUGGCAAGUCUUUUUCCCAGUGCACUUCCAAGAGUUCAAUCCUGCGUUGGUGUACCGUGGUGAGCAGACUGCUUCCUCCACCACUGACUUCCUGAGGGAUGGACAUUUUGACAGACAUUCCUUUGCUGAGGCCUGCUUUUAUAAUUCUGACUACAUGACAGCACGUACAAAGCUAGCAGCUGAUAUCUUAGACCGAGAUGAGGUGCUGGAAAGCAUGGAGGUAUUUGAUGUCUUCCUACACUAUUCUGGUCUGCACCUAUUCAGGGCUGUGGAGCCAGGCUUAGUGCAGAAAUAUGCACUGAGGAGCUGCAAUCCCCGCCUUAGUGAGGAGUUAUACCACCGCUGUGUGCUUAGUAACUUGGAAGGACUUGCAUCCCGCUCACAUUUAGCCAUGGCUCUCUUUGAGCAGGAGCAGGCCAACAGCACUUGAGAGACUAGAAACAUCAAGAACUUCUCAGCACCUUAACACUUGGCACUUUCCAUCCCCUUCCCAGCCUUGCCAUGGGUGAAGGGCAUGUGAUGUCCAGGGAGGAGAAGGAGGAGGACUUUCCCAGCCCUGCUCUGAGACACAGGCCUGGGCUGCAGGGAGAGGCUGUUUCUCUGGGGGUUUUGUGUUGGGUUUUUUUUUGUUGCUGUUGUUUUGUUGAGUUUUUUUUCCUGGGUUUGGAAUAAAUAAGUUUCUUUCCAGGCA